AUGGUAGACUGGAAUAACAGUGAUACUAUGGAGCCCAUAUUCAUCCUGAGGGGUUUUCCUGGACUAGAGAAUGUUCAUUCUUGGCUCUCAAUCCUCUUUUGUCUUGCAUAUUUGGUAGCGUUUAUGGGUAAUAUUACAAUUCUCUCUGUCAUUUGGAUGGAAUCCUCACUCCAUCAGCCCAUGUAUUACUUUAUUUCAAUCUUGGCAGUGAAUGACCUGGGGAUGUCCCUGUCCACACUUCCCACCAUGCUUGCUGUGUUAUGGUUGGAUGCUCCAGAGAUCCAGGCAAGUGUGUGCUAUGCUCAGCUGUUCUUCAUCCACAUAUUCACAUUCCUGGAGUCCUCAGUGUUGCUGGCCAUGGCCUUUGACCAUUUUGUUGCUAUCUGCCAUCCACUGCACUACCCCACCAUCCUCACCAACAGCGUAAUUGGAAAAAUUGGUUUGACCUGCUUACUGCGAAGCUUGGGAGUUGUACUUCCCACACCUUUGCUACUGAGACACUAUCACUACUGCCAUGGCAAUGCCCUCUCUCAUGCCUUCUGUUUGCACCAGGAUGUUCUCAGAUUAUCUUGUACAGAUGCCAAGAUCAACAGCAUUUAUGGGCUUUGUGUAGUCAUUGCCACACUAGGUGUGGAUUCGAUCUUCAUACUUCUUUCUUAUGUUCUGAUUGUUAAUACUGUGCUGGGUAUUGCAUCUCGUGAAGAGCAGCUAAAGGCAUUCAACACAUGUGCAUCCCAUAUCUGUGUGGUGCUCAUCUUCUUUGUGCCAGUUAUUGGGGUGUCAAUGGUCCAUCGCUUUGGGAAGCAUCUGUCUCCCAUAGUCCACAUCCUCAUGGCAGAUAUCUACCUUCUUCUUCCCCCAGUCCUUAAUCCUAUUGUCUAUAGUGUCAGAACAAAGCAGAUUCGUCUAGGAAUUCUCUGGAAGUUUGGUCUAAAGAGGAGGUAUUAA
Messenger RNA from Saimiri boliviensis boliviensis (Bolivian squirrel monkey), 948 nucleotides. Its product is annotated as olfactory receptor 51L1. The record is from RefSeq and is a predicted model, not a curated record. Gene Ontology annotation, biological process: G protein-coupled receptor signaling pathway. Gene Ontology annotation, cellular component: plasma membrane. Gene Ontology annotation, molecular function: olfactory receptor activity; G protein-coupled receptor activity. Lineage: Eukaryota; Metazoa; Chordata; Mammalia; Primates; Cebidae.